This is a messenger RNA of Brassica napus (rape), 2347 nucleotides long. RefSeq lists its product as uncharacterized. The transcript is spliced from 2 exons. Bases 1047 to 2321 code for a protein of 424 amino acids. NCBI's taxonomy places the organism in Eukaryota, Viridiplantae, Streptophyta, Magnoliopsida, Brassicales, Brassicaceae. The record is from RefSeq and is a predicted model, not a curated record.
UAAUGUACUAAAAACGCUUGUUACUUUUUUGCAGGUUUACUAGAAAAUGGGGCGCUACAGCUAUAGCCAACCAUCACAGUCGGGGGAUAUGUUUGGAAACAAUGCAGACAGUGAAUACUCCGAGACGGAGGAUCUAAUCCGACGUGAUCAAGCUGAGCUAAGCUUAGAACGUCGUUCAUCCGUCAUAUACCCUCCACAACCGGAGGUGGAGUUCGGGUUCCCGCAGGUUUGCUACUGUGGUUCUCCGCCACAGCUUGUAGCGUCUAGAAGUAUUAAUGGUGAAGGUCGCUUAGUAUACACUUGCGCGAAUAAAGACGACGGAGAGUGCCAUGUAUGGAAAUGGUGGGACGUGGCGGUGAUGGAGGAGAUGAGAGCCAGAGAUAGACAUGUCCUCCAGCUGGAGGAAAAGGUAGAUAACCUGUCCCUUUUGAGUGACUAUGAUAAGUUAUCUUCCGUGUGUGAUAAUGCUAAGGAGAAAUCUGUUUGUAGUGAUGGGUUUGAGUAUGUCGUGUGUGCUAUGGUCGUUGUACUAAUUUUAAUAGGGUUGGGGAUUAUGUAUGUGUAAUGGUUUAGGCAGGGAUGGUCGUAGCGUCGGUUUAGGCAAUGCGUUUUCGUUGUUUUUUUUUAAGCCCUCGGAUGUAAUCAUUUUCAGACAUUGAAAACUUGUGUAUCAAGUUUGGACCGUCAAACAUGAUCAUUGUACUUGUACUCGGAUUUAUGUUUUAUAUCUACAUGUAUGUUUUCUAUUUUUCCAUAUUUCUGCAAUGUAUGUUUUUUAUGUACCUAAAAAUCACAUGUAUGUUUACUAUCCACCUAAAAAUCACAUGUAUCUUUUCUAUCUACCUAAAAAUCACAUGUAUCUGUUCUAUCUACCUAAAAAUCACAUGUAUCUUUACUCUCUACCUAAAAACCAUACCUAAAAAUCACAUGUGAGGAUCCUAACUACCAAGGUCUAUAAAUAACAGACUUAUUUUGAUUAGAAAAAAUGCAAAGCAUUCUCUUCUCUUUAAUUUACAUAGCAUUUACUCUCUUGCGAAAAUUUAUCAAUGGCUUCCUCCUCUCAUUUUCAUUACCACCAAGACGAUCACCAACCUGAUAAUGAAGAUAUAUUCGAAGACUUAUUUGAAGACAUUGAUGAUUUACUAGAAGAAAAUGAGCGUGUACCACGUAAUUUUAUCGACAGACAUCGGGAGGAAGGUCAAGAUAUGUUAUGGAAUGAUUAUUUUAGCGAUACUCCAACCUACCCGCACAAUGUCUUCCGGCGACGGUUUCGAAUGAACCGGACAUUAUUCAUGCGUAUUGUGCAGCGUCUCUCCACAGAAGUACGGUAUUUUCAAGAAAGAGUUGAUGCAACCGGGCGGUCUAGUCUUACUGCACUCCAAAAAUGUACCGCAGCAAUUCGUCAAUUGGCUUAUGGUGUUGGAGCUGAUGCAGUGGACGAAUAUGUCCGAAUGGGUGAAACAACUGCUCGAGGAUGUUUGCACAAUUUUGCCGCCGGAAUAAUCCGCUUGUUUGGCAAUGAAUACCUAAGACGUCCCACACCGGAAGAUCUGCAAAGACUACUAUACUUUGGGGAGCAACGUGGGUUCCCAGGGAUGAUUGGAAGCAUCGACUGUAUGCAUUGGGAGUGGAAGAAUUGCCCCACUGCUUGGAAAGGAAUGUAUUCACGAGGAACCGGAAAACCAACGAUUGUCUUAGAGGCGGUGGCAUCAUAUGACCUCUGGAUAUGGCACUCCUUUUUUGGAGCUCCAGGUACUAUGAACGAUCUUAAUAUUCUCGAUCGAUCACCCGUUUUUGAUGACGUAAUUAACGGAAUAGCACCACAAGUUAACUUCUAUGUUAACAAUCAUCCGUACAAUUUGGCUUAUUAUCUCACGGAUGGUAUUUAUCCAAAAUGGGCUACAUUUAUUCAAUCUAUCCGACUACCACAAACUCAGAAGCAUUCUGUAUUUGCUCAAACCCAAGAAGGUGUGCGAAAAGAUGUCGAGCGUGCAUUCGGAGUCCUACAAGCUCGGUUUGCCAUUGUUAGAAAUCCAUCUAACAUAUGGGAUAAACGAAAAAUAGGUAAUAUUAUGAGAGCUUGUGUCAUACUUCAUAAUAUGAUUGUCGAGGAUGAACGAUCGUCAAGAACUCAGUACAACAUUGCUGAAUUUCGAGAAAGAGAAGAGGCGGAUACCUUUACCGUCAAUAAUCCGUCACCUCUCGGCACUCCACUUGAACGUCGGAUGAACCUUCGGAAUCGAGAAACCCAUCAACGUUUAAAAAAUGAUUUGAUUGAAAAUAUAUGGAAUAAAUUUGGACAUCUUCCAAAUAACAUAUAGUUUCUAAGUUUCUAUUUGUAUUGGAA